Darwinula stevensoni is the source of this 1467-nucleotide messenger RNA. Lineage: Eukaryota; Metazoa; Arthropoda; Ostracoda; Podocopida; Darwinulidae. The record is from the annotation of a GenBank genome assembly.
CUCGGCCCGGACUGCGGCUUUUAUAGCUCCGCCCUCGGGGCCUAGCACUGGUCGUCCCGCCUCGGUCUGGGUCUCAGUCUGCUCCGCGAUGCCGUCGUGCUUCCACGCCGUCUAUCUUUCCUCCCGUUCCCUAUCGCGAUGGUGAUGCGGCUGUUUAGAAUGCGAUUGAGACGCUGGAUGGGAAGGGUGAUCUUCCUGGUCGUGGUGAUCACGACUCUGCUCUUUCUCCUCGUAUGCGUGGCAACGAACGAUGAUCCCAGGCAGGGACGUUUCGUCCAGGACUCGAAAUUUCCCGCCCGGUCCGUCAAGUCCCAGGACCUCAACGAUGUGAUCGCGAUGGACCAUGUUAAUAAUCAUCUUGUGACGACGGACAAAGAGAGGACACCCACGGUGGCCUUCCCGCCGAUUUUGAAGGACGUUUUCAUCAGUGUUAAAACCACGGCCGGGUUUCAUCGCACUCGACUCGAUGUCGUCUUGAAGACUUGGUUCACCAUGGCCAAAGACCAGACUUGGAUAUUUACGGACGUGGAUGAUCCCUACUACCAGGAGAAGACAGGGAAUCACAUGGUGAACACGAACUGUUCUUCGUCGCACAGUCGGAAGGCUCUCAAUUGCAAGAUGUCCGUGGAGUUCGACACCUACCUCCGCUCCGACAAAAAGUGGUUCUGUCACUUUGACGACGACAAUUACGUGAACAUUCCUCGCCUGGGGGAAGUGCUGGAGUUGUACGACUCAGGGAAGGACUGGUACCUUGGGAAAACCAGCAUCAAGACCCCCCUCGAGUUCGUCAGCAAAAACAACGGAAAGGACGUAUCUUUCUGGUUUGCGACCGGAGGAGCCGGUUUUUGCCUCAGCCGCUCUCUUGCCCUCAAGAUGGUCCCACAUGCCAGCGGAGGGAGGUUCAUCAGGAUCGGGGAGAAGAUCCGGCUCCCUGAUGACGUCACCAUGGGAUACAUCAUCGAGCACCUGUUGGGGAAGAACCUGACUGUGAUAGAGGGAUUCCACUCGCACCUGGAACCCAUGCAGUUCCUCAACCCUGAUUCCUUCCACGAACAGAUCACGUUUGGAUAUAACGUGAACGGGACGGCAAGGAACGUGUUGAGGAUCGACGGCUUCUCCACCCUAGAAGAUCCCACGAGAUUCCUUUCCCUGCACUGCUUCCUCUUCCCCGAGUUCGCCCCCUGCCCCAGGUGACAGGAGGGUAGUGUCAUCCUCCACGGUCCUCUUCACUAGUCACUUGAACACGAAGAGAGAGAAUGAAGAAAUUACAUGGGGGCGAGCUCAGAGCAGGGCUUUCUUGCAAUCUGUUCUCUUGUCCUAAGCUGCUGUGAUAAUUAUGUUUUCGACAGGGAACGACUUCUUUUCUGACCAUCUGCUUGUUAUUCGUGCUCAUUCAGGACGAUGCAUUCAUCUUUCAUGACUCUUUGGGAAAGACAAUGAAACAAAGACGAUAUAUUCACCCCUUUA